This is a messenger RNA of Priapulus caudatus, 1707 nucleotides long. RefSeq lists its product as uncharacterized. Gene Ontology annotation, cellular component: Golgi apparatus. The record is from RefSeq and is a predicted model, not a curated record. The transcript has a single exon. Gene Ontology annotation, molecular function: glycosyltransferase activity. NCBI's taxonomy places the organism in Eukaryota, Metazoa, Priapulida, Priapulimorpha, Priapulimorphida, Priapulidae. The coding region runs from base 1 to 1119 and encodes 372 amino acids.
AUGCCGCGCCAUCAGCCGCUCCACGUCACCACGUUCGCACGGCGCACGGGCAUCCGCUACACCGGUUCCCUGCUUGUCGGCAUCAUCCUCAUCCUCGUUCUCCUCAGCGUCCUGCUGACGUCGCGGCGCGGCGGCGCGUUGCCGUGGCGACGCGAUCUUCUGCAGGUCGACAACAUCAUCAACGACGGCGUCUACAACUACGAGCUCGGCAUACACGUCAGCGGCGCCUACCUGCGUCGCAACGCCACCAUCGGCAACGUCGACUCGGCACGAGAGCUGUCGCGCUUCCUACGCAAGGUGCGCGACGUCGGCGCGCGGCACGGCAUCGUCGCGCUCACCGUCGCCAACAACGCCAACGCGCCGUUCGUCGGCAACUGGCUGUGCGGCGCCGCGCUGCGCAUGCCCGACGCGAUGGCGCGCGUUGUCGUCGUCGUCACCGACCAGCCGACGUACCGACGCAUGCUCGCCGACUGGCCGAGCGUGCACACGGCGUUGUUUCGCACUGACGCGGCGCUGCAGUACAACCUGGAUCGCAGCGGCGAGCAGCGCUACAAGUUCCUGCUGCGGCGAAUCGAGAUGCUGCUGUCGGCGCUGCAGUGUAACGUCGACAUCCUCGUCUUCGACGCCAACACGCUCUGGCUGAAAUCGCCUUUCGCGCUGCUCUCUAGCUCGGCGUACGCGAACAGCGACAUCGUCGCCUCGCCGACGUCGCGUCCGCACGAGCCGGUCGCCGACGGCUUCAUGCUGCUGCGAGCGACGACGCGACUGCUAGACGCCUGGCGGACGAUCACCGCCAACCUACAGGCUCUGCAGUUCCACAACAGCAGUCAGGUGGCGUGGGCAGCGUAUCCGGCGAGUGAGCUCGCUUACCUCGCGCAGCUGAUCGCGCGCGGAAGUGACGUGACGGCGCCGCUGAGCGUCGCCAUCUUGCCGUGGGACCUCUUCCCGGACGGCACGUGGUAUCUGAAGUCGCAAAGCGAGCGGGACUACAGCGGCGCAUGCGUCGUCGUCAACAACUGGAACGUCGGCGUGAAGAUGAAGAUCGACCGCGUGAGGGCGCUCGGCUACUGGUACAUGCAGCGAGAAGGACAGCGGUCAACGUGCCCCUACGUCAAAUGAGGCGUAACCGCGCGAGGCGCCACCUAUUGGUGCUAUUAAAAGACACGCUUGCUAGCAAUUUAAUUAUAGCGUCCCCGGUGUUUUCUCCGAAAGUUUCACGAUGCGUGUGCAUCGAAAGCCACAAUUUCGACGUAUAUUUGAAUAAAUUAUCCCGGCUUGACAAGUCGUUCCAGCCGGAGUGAGGAUUAGGUGCUCGUUUACCACAACGCACGCUUGCAUACUGCAAGCAUAUAUUGCAUAUGACCGAAACUUCUAAGAGUCUUCAAAGCGCGAUUUUAGACCAAGAUGAGUUGGGUGUAUAGCAUGUGAUUUCUAGUACAUAUGUGAUAAGAACGAGCGUCGGAGAGUCGAUGAGUGCUAUUGGCGCGCUCACUCUUUUUUUUAUUAUUCCGCGUUAUCAUAAAGAAGGAAAGUACGCAUGCAAAGCAAAUGCACGUACAGAGGGAGGAAAAAACUGUAACACGGGUUACACUCGUGCUGCGUGACCGCUUGGCCCUUAUCAGCAUUGACAGAGCACGUGCACCGAUAUUAGCAGGAAACGCGCCCGCGUUCGAAGGCCUUUUGACGAUGAUAUUGCUAAGGCCCCGU